CAUAGGGAAGCGAGGGAGGAGGACGCUAGGCAUGAGGCUCAAGCUCGACCUCAGCGAUUUUUUGGAGGACGAGAGGAAGUUUUCGGUGCUGAAGGUGAAGCCGAAGGAGACGAAGACGGUGCAGGAUGUGAUCACCAAGAUAUCCCAGCUCUUCAGCGUCCAUGGCGGCGAGGAGGAGGGUGAGGAUGAGGAUGGGCGGCCUCGCUUGGGGCUCUUUGACGAGGGCUUCUACAUCCUCCCCAAUGAGACGUCGGCUGUUCUGGAGGAUUCCGGCGUCCUCAAACUCAGAUCUCUACCAAGGCCGACCACCAAAGGGAAGAAGAAGAAGAAGGUGAAGAAGGAAUCUGUGCCAAUUGUGGUUGUGGACGAUGGUGAAGAGAGGCGGGAGAAGACGCCGCGGGGGGAGAACGAGGCGGAGAAGAGAGGCACUGGGCAACAGGAGGGGAAGAAGAAGGACAAAAACCGAGGGCAGGUCAUAUUGAAGGAGGAGGAGGAGGAGGAAGAGGAACCACGGAAGAGCAGCAAGAAGCGGAAGAGGUCCCAGCUUACCGAGGAUGUGGAGGAGGUGCAGGGACGGAAGAAGAGUCGGGUGGUGGAGCGGGAGCCUAACGUGGAAGAGACGAGGGAGGUGGAGCAGGCGGAGGAGAAGAAAAAGCGGAAAAAGGACAAAGCCAACCGUGAAAUCUCCAUCGUUUACACAUCCGUCGAGAAAGUGAAGGGGAAGAAACAGCAACAACAACAACAACAACAGCAACCCUUUAAGCAUUCAUAUGACGCGGAAGGAGGCCACAGGAAGAGCCAUCAGCGAGUACCCACAGUGGAAGCAGAGUGGAAGUCCCCAGAGCCUCAUCUCGUCGAGCGGAAGAAGCGGAAACUCAAGGAGGACAAGGGUGGCGAUAGCUCAUCCUCAUCCUCGUCCUCGAAGGGAAAAGUUGCCACCACCACCACCACCAGCAGCUUCCUCACAACACUCGACAGCAACACCUCAAGCAGCAGCAGCGACUUGGAGGUGGACGACAGACAGUUAGUGAGUGACUCCUUGGGGGAUCGUAACAAACACCAGGGCGGGGACAUGUUAACCAAGAGGAAGAGGAAGAGGAAGAGAAAACACAAUAAGGGUGCAAAAGGGCAGCUGGACUCCGCCACCACCAGCCCCUAUACCCCAGACCAGCCCAGUAGCUUUAGGGGUGACGGGAACGCUGCGAGAGGUGUAGGACGGGCCGCCUCAUGGGGAAUGGUGACGCCGAUGGGUUACCCGCAGACGCAUGUCAUUUUCAACAGCGAGGACGAGGAGGUGAGCAUCACAGACCAGGAACCGUACCAGCGCAAAAACACACGAUCGUCCCGCACUGCAACCUCAGGACAGACCUCGCAGGCACUGGCCACACCACGCCCAUCCAUAACCGGGCGUGUAAGGGAUAUAUCCAGGGAGAGAAGGCCGUGUAUAGCUUCACCCACAUCCCCGAGUGGAAUCAUACAAGGCAGACAUAACUCGCCUUUGCUCCAGAACACGGACAUGGAGGUUGGUGAGGUCGUGCGCGGCGAUAGACACUCCCCGCCGUACCCCGUGUCAGGCAGGGGGCUAGUGCAGAAACGGCCCGCCCACAACAGCAUGGAGGAGCUGGCAACGCUGCGGAAGAUAUGCGAGAGCAACACGAUAACAAUAUGCAAAGCGGACGGGCAGAGAGAACCGCCAAAACCGAGAAUGGGGUCAAGGCCUUCUCCCACUCCGUUGUCCUCCCCCCUUGCACGUGCCCCGCCCUCCCCACCACCCUUGUCAUUCCAUGGGAGGCGCGACAACAGACAUAGUGGUGCCUUACAGAAUCUGGCAGCCAUGAAGAAUAGAACCACGCCGGAGGUCUUCUCUGGGGUGCGGGCGGCCGGCGUGAGAUCCAUCAGACGACGCAGUGGGGCAGCCAUACCCCCAAGACCUCCACUGACAAACGGGAGUUCAGAACCAUCCGCCAGGACCCCCAGCUUAGAACCACAUGCCAGAACCACCAUGAACUUUGAACAACAUACCAGAACUACAGUCAACUUAGACCCACCCACGAGACCCACCAUGAACUUAGAACCAGCAAGCACCAGAACCAGCAAUGUCGAACCACCUACCACCAGAACCGCCACUGCUACCACCACCUCCGCCAGUUUACCGGAUGACGACCCACUCCAGAUCUUGUCCAGCAACUUGAGCGAGAUACGAAACCAGUACAACCAGGAACGCCGGCAGCCACCAUCCGCAGGGCGUCGACCGGGGGCGCUGAGUAACUCCCUGGGUGCUCUCCUUUCUGGUAUGAGAAUGAGGUACGAAAAUGACACGGAAGGCUCAUCGUCAACCACCCAGGGGAAGGAAGUCGGGAUGCCACCUCAAACCACCCCAGGGAAUAAAGUGGAUGGUGGUAAGGAAGGUUCUGAUCUCUUGGUUCUUGACUGCGAGGACGUGGAUGGCAGUGCGACGAUGGGUUCAAGAGAGAGGGAAGUGACGCCGGAUAUCUACUGUGUGUCGCCGUCCAGCUCGCCAAUACCACAGCCUCAACAGCAGAUCAGCAAAUCCACACCACAGCCGAAUGUCCCCCAGGCUAGGCCACAGCAAGCCAGCCCAUUCAAACACCCACAGCAGCAGGGUCUCGCAUCUCAACCCACACAACACCAGCCCAGCCAAUCUAGACUCCAACAACAGCUUAACUCAAUCAGACCUCAAGCCAGCCCGAGAUCAAGCCCUCAGACCAGUGUACGACCAUCACCACAGGGAAGUCAACCUAGACCACCACAGCCACAGGGCAGCUCAAAUAGACCUCCACAAUCAUUUAAAUUACCGACACAACAGACCAGUAGCCCAGGUCUCUUACAGCAACCUCACCCAGCCAUGCUACAAACCAACCCAGCCAUAUCACUCCACUUGGCGAACGUAGGUGUGACAGUACAUCCACUUAGACCGUCUGGUCCAGCGCAAACGUCCACUCCGUUUCGACCAAUGCAGCAGAGUAACCAUGUGAGGCCUAUGCAGCAGGGUAGCCCAUCCACGUCGCUACAGCCUAGACCACAGGGUGCGGCCCCGAGCCCUGCGACCUCCAAGUGGGCUGACGAUGAUGAUAUAGUUGACCUAGAGAGUGAGGACCAGUUAGAGGAGGUGCCAAGUAAGACCAGUUUCACGGCAGCGCAACCACCUCCACAAACACCACCACUCCGCCAACCACCACCACUAACACCGAUCUCAACCACGGCAACCGAACGGACGCUGAGCCGAGAUAAGGAUGGUGUCGUGGUCAUGGAUUACGCUGAAAACAGAAAAGGGGACAGUGCCGCAACCCCCACCAGUGUCUUAGGGAACCCAGACAAAGCUAACGUACCCGCCUCUAGGCCCAUGGAAGGUAGUAUGAGCACUGGGCAGUACAUUGCGGACAUCCUCGAGGACUGUGAGAUGGUGGGGCCGUCAGGUGGUAGUGUGAAGGGUGGGCCCGGAGAUACAGUUCCCAGAGACACAUCCCGCCCUACGCACUGCACCGAGAUUGUGGACGACGACGAUGACAUUGUGCUGGAUGAGGAUGAGGUGAUGCUUGACGAAGAGGAGGGAGAGGGUGAGGAAGAGGAGGUGGAAGGGGAAGAGGAGGAGGGCGAGGAUGAGGAGAUGGAAGAAGAGGAGGAGGAGGAGGAGGAGGAAGGUGAAGGGGAAAUGGUUGAAGAAGAAGGAGGAGAACCGGAGAUGAUUGAGGAGGAGGAAGGGGAGGCGGAAAUAGUCGAAGAGGAGGAGGAGGAGAGAGAAACAGCGGAGGUGGUUGAGGAGGAGGAAGAGGAAGGAGAAGAAGCUGAAAUAGUUGAGGAGGAGGAGGAUGUGGUGGAGGAGGUACAGGAGGAUGAGGACGAAGCAGACAUAUAUGCCAACAUGGACGGGGAAGAAGAGGAAGAGGGGGAGGAGGAGGAGGAGAUAGAGGACCAAGAGCUCUCUGAUGUGGACUAUGAAAUCAUCGAGGAGAGUGACACUGAGAGAGAGCCAAUCAAACCCACAUCUCAGGAGGGUGUCGAUAAAAGUGCCAACUCUAACAGGACUCUAGGUGGCACUCCUUCAUCCACGACCUUUCCCUCAUCAACAGAAGGUAAGAAAGACACACCGGGAUCUGACUCCAGGACGCUAAAGGAUGCGGUAGAGGUCGCACCCAUCACCGCACCUCUCGCCACACCAGCAAAGUCCCCACAAGCCACAAAGCAACAGGAAGCCACACCCGUGAUGGAAAUCCUUGAUGAUGACACACCUUUCGCCGCACAACCUAAGGAAGCGUUACCUGUCCUACCAAAGUCGUUAGAGGUCAAGCCCGUUCAAGUGAAGCUCCCCGAACUGACGCUGAUCAAACCCAAGCCAGUGGAGGUGACGCCGGUGAAGGCAAAGGCGUUAGAAAUCAUUCCCGUCGAUCUCGAGUCGCUGGAGGUCAAAGCAAUCGAUAUCACGUCGCCCAAAAGUGUCGCCUCUCCCGUGAAACCCAAAUCACCGGGAACCGAAACUGUGAACGCCAGGACACAAAAACCUGCCGAACCUGAAUCUCAAGACAUAAUCGCAGUGCAGAAAGUCGCGUCACCCAAGGAAACAGCCUCAUCCAGCACCCCAUCCAAGCCUGGUGAUAAGACCGAGACGCAGAACAAGGAGUCCGAACCAACAUCAUCCGCUUCAAAACCAUCCACUGCAGCCACCACCACAACAGCAACUACUACUUCCGCAACUGCCCAGGAGAACGAACGGAUGAAGGACCUGCUUAUCCAGACCUUAAAGGAGGAUAUGGUGAAGGAGAUCAAGUCUACUAAGGUAAGUGAGGGGAUGGAGGUUGUCCCUAUAGGCUCGGUGUCCAUGCGGCGGCGUUCACCCUCCCCGGAGAUGAUCGAGGUGACGCCCGCUUUGCCCGUCAACACCAGAGCGCAGGACACACACGUACACACACUCAUACACCACACGACCAUCACCAACAUCGUCCCGUCACCCGCCAUGUUGCCACCCCCUCAACACCCCCAGCACCCUCUUCCUCACAGCCAGCAGACCCCACAGCAGAUACAACACCAUGCCCCAUUCCGACACCCCUUCUUACCGUCGUUCCCACACCACCACCCGCAUUUCGGUCUCUCCCCAACACUCCACGCCCCAUACUUCUCUCUCCCGGCGCAGUUUGCUCUCGGACAGCUCAUGAAUCAAUCCUUGUACCAGUCCCUUCCGUUCCCUGCACCCCACCCUCACCACCCUCACGGCACGCCACCCCACGCCUCCCAUCAGCCUCGUGUACCGAAUCACCCCUCUGUGGCUGCCCUAAGAGGUGCGCCAAUACGAGCAGGUGCGUUUAAUCAGGCCCUGCAGCAGGCGCACCCCUCGCACCACCAGCAUCCCCUCUUGGGCCUUCCACUGUCCACGGUAAGGCCUGGAGGUUCGCCACAGCAGCGUCACCUCAUGGCUAUGGUCGCACAGCAAUCGUACCAAUUCCCACAGCAGAACCCUCAUUUUUAG
Molecule: messenger RNA, 5482 nt
Organism: Eriocheir sinensis (Chinese mitten crab)
Lineage: Eukaryota; Metazoa; Arthropoda; Malacostraca; Decapoda; Varunidae
Product: serine/arginine repetitive matrix protein 2-like
Exons: 3
Coding region: 32-5482 (1816 amino acids)
Source: RefSeq, a predicted model, not a curated record